Molecule: messenger RNA, 1765 nt
Organism: Limulus polyphemus (Atlantic horseshoe crab)
Lineage: Eukaryota; Metazoa; Arthropoda; Merostomata; Xiphosura; Limulidae
Product: forkhead box protein N3-like
Exons: 8
Coding region: 178-1641 (487 amino acids)
Biological process (GO): regulation of DNA-templated transcription
Cellular component (GO): nucleus
Molecular function (GO): DNA-binding transcription factor activity; cis-regulatory region sequence-specific DNA binding
Source: RefSeq, a predicted model, not a curated record
UCAUGGAAGUUUCAGACUGGAGAUGCAGAAUUGUAUGAGUCAUAAAUAUGACAAGCAAGCAGGGAACAACAAAAUUAUCUCAACUAUUUCCAUACCUGAAAAGUCUAUUUGUGUAAACUCUAGCAGAGUAAACUUCGCUUAAGAGAAGAUCUUGGAUAAACAUCGACAGAUUCACCGAUGAAGAAAAGGAAGAUAUUUUUUAGCAUGGCAACCAGACAGGCUUUUGAAGUCUGCAGUCAGAUUGGUGUUUCCACUCCUUUGAUGUUUAGCAUUGACGAUGGUACUACAAAUAUCAUUGAAGUGACUAAUGGCUAUGAUAAGACUAUUGACAACAAUAGCCCAAGUGAAAAAGAAUGCUUCGAAGAUGAUGAGUUGACUAACCUCACGUGGUUACAGGACACAAAUUUAUUAAAAAACAUCCAUAUGGACACUUGUGGUGAGGUAAAGGAGAUUUUAAAUGCAAGUACAACCAGUGAUUUCGUUUUAAAUGCAAAGGAAGAAGGAAACAUUGAAGUGGAAGGAUCAGCAGAAUGUUCGUUCUCCACCAAAGCUUCUAGUUUUGGUGAACCCUACAAUCCUCAUAUUCAUAUUAAUGCAAAACCUCCAUACUCUUUUAGUUGUCUCAUCUUUAUGGCCAUUGAGGACUCUCCUGUCAAAGCACUUCCAGUGAAGGACAUUUACUCUUGGAUCGUAGACCACUUUCCUUACUUUCGAAAUGCUCAAACUGGGUGGAAGAAUUCAGUUCGUCAUAACUUGUCACUGAACAAAUGUUUUAGUAAAGUUGACAAGAUCAAAAGUCAGAACAUUGGGAAAGGAUCUCUUUGGUGCAUUGAUCCACAGUUUCGACCAAACCUUUUGCAAGCACUAAGAAAGUCUCUAUCAUCAUCUUUCCCACAUAUGCCCAGAUUAGAUUGCAUUUUGCAUUUUUCUCAGUCAGAUGUAGACAUUGAUUGUGACAAGCCACUACCAUUACUCUCAACCAGGACAUAUAUCAACCUACCCUCGUCAGAGCUAUUCCCAUGUUCAUCCAAAGGAUUUAAUGCUUCCACUGUGAAAGACCCUGAGGUGGAUGCUGCAGCAACCAUGUUAGCAUUAAAAAAUAGUCCAUCUGAAUGCAGCUUUGAUACUUAUGGAGAAAAGUAUAAAAACACAAUUUCUUCAAGUGAAUGGAAACUCGGACAAAAACGAUUGAGAUUUCGAGAUUCUGCAAGUGGCCUACAAACCAAGUACCAUUGUAGUGAACCUCUGCUAAUUACCAGUAGUCCCAGUGAAGAUCAUACCUAUAGUGACUCUCUUAUAGCUGGUGGUAGCUGGUCUUCAGAUAUUUCACCAACAACUUUCAGAUUUAAUGCAUCAGAUGGUAAACAUCAAAAUUCUGACAAUACUUUUCAAAACAAUCACCAAUCCAGUAGGGGGGCAGUGAGGCAGAAGGCAAAGGUCAACAGUGAUUGUUCACUAAAUAGCCCGUUGAAAAGUUUUGUUAGGAAACGCUUGAAGAUUGGAUCUACUGAUACUGAGGAUGAGCAAGUUCUUGCAGAAGGAGCAUAUGCUUUGCUAAAUUUUGUGAGAAUUGCUACAAGUAAAAGGUACAUGUUCAAGCUAAAUAGCAAGCUCGCUGAGAAAACUCUUUCUGAUGCAUAGAUCUCACUAGGUCUUUAUUUCUUUUUUCUUAUAAGUAACUUAACUAAUGCAUUUCACUGAUGCAAAGUGAAUAUAUAUAUAUAUAUAUAAGUUGACAUAUUUUUGUGAGAAAAAACUAUUUUUU